UGAUAUGAGAAUUUUGGGUGAUUUAAAUGCAGAAAGUAAAGUUUAGAUAUAAGAUGUAUAAAAUAGUAAGAUUUGGGUAGUCCGUAUGCAAAUGCCGGAAUAAAAUAAUAGUUGCUAAUUUAUCAACGCGUAGCGUAUAUCGCCAUUCUCAGCUUGCUCCUCAACUGUUUGCGAAAUUGCCUCAAUUAGACAGACUGCGUAACAAAGAUACAUGAAGGCUCUGGGGUGGUGGCUGAUGCUGGUCGGCACUCUCCGGCUCGCCUCUGUCUGGUUCGGUUUCUUCGACAUCUGGGCUCUGCGCCUCGCCGUCUUCUCCAAAACCCAAAUGACUGAUGUUCAUGGGAGGACUUUUGGUGUUUGGACGCUGUUAACAUGUACUCUGUGUUUCCUUUGUGCGUUCAACCUCGACAACAAGCCUAUUUAUGUCGCAACAUUUUUGUCAUUCAUCUAUGCUUUUGGUCAUUUCCUAACUGAAUAUUUGAUAUACCAUACAAUGGCUCUGAGCAACUUAACAACUGUGGGCAUCUUUGCAG
Phalaenopsis equestris is the source of this 533-nucleotide messenger RNA. RefSeq names its product ergosterol biosynthetic protein 28. Gene Ontology annotation, cellular component: endoplasmic reticulum; membrane. The record is from RefSeq and is a predicted model, not a curated record. NCBI's taxonomy places the organism in Eukaryota, Viridiplantae, Streptophyta, Magnoliopsida, Asparagales, Orchidaceae. Gene Ontology annotation, molecular function: protein-macromolecule adaptor activity.